Messenger RNA from Iphiclides podalirius (scarce swallowtail), 210 nucleotides. Lineage: Eukaryota; Metazoa; Arthropoda; Insecta; Lepidoptera; Papilionidae. The record is from the annotation of a GenBank genome assembly.
AUGCGGGAAGGCUACGCGCAAUACAUCCUUCGCUUUGGGUCCGCAGGGCGACGUAACCGGUGCGUAAGACCUCGCUGGUGCCGUCGCAGGGGUCCAGCAGAUAAGGCUGCGAGCGUCUGGACCUCACCCCCGCCCCCCCCCCUGGCCAGUGGCCCCCCCGCCCCCCUGCCUCCGCCGCGAUUGAUAUAUUACACGGACACGCGUAUCGAC